CUCCUCUCGUUUUAUGGCAGCGUCGGAAUUAUUUUGCAAAAGGGACUGUCGCGGUACGUUGCUGAGAUUUCUGAACUCCUACUUCCUAGCAAUACGUUCACCACCAAGUUCAGAUCAUGAAGCUCCUUGCCACAAUUUUACUCGCCAGGCUAACGUGGUGCGCUGACCUUGAUGGCUAUUACAACACAGGACAAGCGAAUACGGGAAAAAUUUCAGUCGUGGAAGGCAUGCUGCAAACUGGGAUACCUCUUCUGCUGCACUGGUCGGAGGGAAUGCCAAAAAGCCUCGAGAAACACAGAUGCCUACAAGUGACGUACACUGCGUACAGCCCCGAUAACACGUAUAGCUGCAGCGUUACAAGUGGGUGGGUAGGAGACUCUUCCAAGCAAGGUAAAAAGCCGAAAGCAGAGAACAUUAUUGUUUCGGUUAACUUAAACCAAACAGGAGCAAGUGCUGUUUUACAUGUGGGAACAAAGAGUAAUAGCGAAAUAGAAGAGCUCGUGAAAGGUACCCAUGAUAUUGUGUAUGCGGCGCAUGACUGCAUGAUUUUGAGGACAACGACGAGUACUGAACAAUCAAUGUGUACUGCGUGGAUUCCAGCAAACACCGUUACACAUCUACACGCUCGCUGCAGAUACGAAUUCAUUACUUCAUGCAAGUCAUGUGCCGCACGCACAAGUGGCUCGUAGGCAACAAUGAGGACCCUGUACACCAGAACUCCACAACUAGAUGAAUGUAUAGCACACUUUUCAUCCUUGCGUUAUGCAUUUCCUCAGUAAUAUACCAAUGUAGUAAUACACCGUCAAAGAAAAUAAGUCAGAAAUAUGUAAUAGCAGAAAGCAUAUCUUUUUGUUUCCUGCCGUUUCUUGUAUGACAUGCCCGCACGAUGUGUUCCUGAGCUUUAAAUAUUAAAGAUCCAUAAAUUGUUUGAGAAUGACGUCACUCUCAUAAAUUGCCUACGAGGCGCAAAUCAUCUACUAAUGGCAACACACGUUUCCGCAAAAAUUACGUAAUUUUAUUACUCACUUUACCCAGUAUUCUUCUAUUCUCGGUUAUAAGGCAAAGGUAGAUGCCACAACAGACCGUUUCCUAC
Rhipicephalus sanguineus (brown dog tick) is the source of this 1093-nucleotide messenger RNA. RefSeq lists its product as uncharacterized. The transcript has 8 exons. The record is from RefSeq and is a predicted model, not a curated record. Lineage: Eukaryota; Metazoa; Arthropoda; Arachnida; Ixodida; Ixodidae. Bases 117 to 689 code for a protein of 190 amino acids.